AGAAGCUUGCGAAAUUAUUCUGUCGAGCUCCCAUUCAGAGCUGCCCGAAUGCCCGCAUUGCCUUGUCCCGAUAUAAGCUCUUGCCCUCGCCUGUGUCAAGAUGGAUCCCGUUCUUAUCUACGGUCUGGCACUGCUCUUCUACACUACUCUCAGGACUUCUGAAGACUAUCGCCUCGUCUCCAAACUGAGUCGGCUACUGUACCCUCAAACGAUCGGCGGCAAGCCAUUGAUCGUUGACAAUGGCACCAGUCGCAACCGAGUCGCCCAUUGAACCGCCGCUGUUUAACUACCACAACCCGAACCCGAAGAUCUUCCCGGAUGGCAUCAAAACCAGUGGGCAAACACAUCCAGACUACUCGCAGAUCAAGCCUUACGAAGACUUUCCUAAGGAGAUCACUGGAGCAACGGUGUGGAAUCGCGACGACUACCAACACAAUCCAGAACGAUGGGUGCAUCGAUUCAGCGAUGAGGAGAUCAAAGAAAUGAACGAUGCCGCAGAUGCAUUUCUCGCGUCCGGCACACCUAUGACUGGUAUCACAAAGGAGCAAUUCCCACUCCCGAAAUUCGCACCAUUCCUCGAAAGCAUGCGCAAAGAAAUUCUCAACGGCAAAGGCUUCAUCCUCUUCAAAGGCUUCCCGGUGCUUGAAUGGGGCAACCACAAGACUGCUGUAGCGUACAUGGGUCUCGGCACCUAUCUUGGCUACUUUGUCUCUCAGAACGGCCUUGGACACGUAUUGGGCCACGUCAAAGACACAGGCGCAGACCCGACACAAAUCGACAAGGUCCGCAUCUACCGCACAACAGCCCGCCAAUUCUUCCAUUCCGACGAUUGCGAUAUCGUUGGUCUUGUCUGCAUUGCGAAAUCGCUGGAAGGUGGAGAGUCAGACAUCGUAAGCGUACACCACGUCUUCAACACCCUUCAAAAAGAGCGACCAGAUAUCGUCAAGACACUCUGCGACCCGAUCUGGUAUUUCGAUCGCAAAGGUGAAGUUUCCACGGGCCAGGAGCCCUACACUCGCCAACCGGUCUUCUACAAAGAGACUGGGGAGAACGGCAGAGUGUACUGCAAAUGGGAUCCCUACUACAUCAAGAGCUUGACAAGAUUCAGUGAUGCUGGUGUCAUUCCACCACUUUCUGAAGCGCAAAAGGAGGCAGCUCAGGUGCUUGAGGAUACUUGCAUGCGAUUGUCGCUACAUAUGGUUUUGGAGAUUGGAGACAUUCAGUUCUUGAGUAAUGCUCAUGUUUUGCAUAGCCGGACUGCGUAUAAAGACUACCCUCCGCCAGCACCGAGACGGCAUUUGAUGCGUCUGUGGCUUGCUACGCCUGAGGAUGAGGGUGGUUGGAAGCUGCCAUUUGCGGAUUCGAAGCAUAAGAAGCGGGGUGGUGUGCAGGUUGAUGAUACGCCUCCUCGAGCCCCAAUCGAUGCGGAGUAGGCUGCAAAAUUUUUGUUGGAGUUCUUGAGAUACGGUGGUAGAUAGGCCGAACACGAAGAAGAACUGGAAAUAAUAUGACUCUUUCCAG
Molecule: messenger RNA, 1521 nt
Organism: Pseudocercospora fijiensis CIRAD86
Lineage: Eukaryota; Fungi; Ascomycota; Dothideomycetes; Mycosphaerellales; Mycosphaerellaceae
Exons: 2
Coding region: 240-1433 (397 amino acids)
Molecular function (GO): oxidoreductase activity
Source: RefSeq, a predicted model, not a curated record